Messenger RNA from Cariama cristata (Red-legged seriema), 1845 nucleotides. It is a transcript of the gene FNBP1L, whose product is annotated as formin binding protein 1-like. NCBI's taxonomy places the organism in Eukaryota, Metazoa, Chordata, Aves, Cariamiformes, Cariamidae. Gene Ontology annotation, biological process: signal transduction. The annotation marks the transcript as partial. The record is from RefSeq and is a predicted model, not a curated record. Gene Ontology annotation, molecular function: protein binding. The transcript is spliced from 15 exons.
AUAUCACUUGGCUUGGCUUGUAUCUCAGUGCAUUUAUUGAUUUUCUUUGGAGCAGUGUGGAAGAUUUUGUCCUUGUGUUCCUGGAUGAAGAACAAACUUUUUGCUUAAUCAAGGCCCAGAGUUCAAAUGUGGAUGCUUCUGGGAAGAAGUUGAAAGGACCACGAGAUCAGUUUGAUAACCUGGACAAGCAUACACAGUGGGGCAUUGACUUCUUGGAGAAAUAUGCAAAAUUUGUAAAAGAAAGGAUAGAAAUUGAGCAAAACUAUGCAAAACAAUUGAGAAAUCUGGUUAAGAAGUACUGUCCUAAACGUUCACCCAAAGAUGAGGAACCCAGGUUUACUUCAUGUAUUGCCUUUUUUAACAUCCUUAAUGAGUUGAAUGACUAUGCAGGACAGCGAGAAGUAGUUGCUGAAGAAAUGGGACACAGAGUGUAUGGAGAAUUGAUGAGAUACUCUCAUGAUCUAAAAACUGAGAGAAAAAUGCAUCUUCAGGAAGGGCGAAAGGCUCAACAGUAUCUGGACAUGUGCUGGAAACAGAUGGACAAUAGCAAAAAGAAAUUUGAGAGAGAAUGCAGAGAGGCAGAGAAGGCACAGCAAAGCUAUGAAAGACUGGACAAUGACACUAAUGCAACAAAGGCUGAUGUUGAGAAGGCUAAGCAACAGUUAAACCUGCGCACACAUAUGGCUGAUGAAAACAAAAAUGAGUAUGCUGCACAACUACAGAAUUUUAAUGGCGAACAGCACAAACACUACUACAUUGUCAUUCCUCAGAUUUAUAAGCAACUUCAAGAAAUGGAUGAAAGAAGGACUAUCAAACUUAGUGAAUGUUACAAAGGCUUUGCUGACUCUGAGCGCAAGGUUAUUCCGAUUAUCUCUAAAUGUUUAGAAGGGAUGAUCCUUGCAGCAAAAUCAGUUGAUGAACACAGAGACUCUCAACUAGUGAUAGACUGCUUCAAAUCUGGUUUUGAACCCCCUGGAGACUUUCCAUUUGAAGAUUACAGUCAGAAUAUUUACAGAACUAUCUCUGAUGGAACCAUCAGUACACCAAAGCAGGAAGGAAUGCGAAUGGAUUCCAAAACUACAGUGGGCAAAGCUAAAGGAAAGCUGUGGCUAUUUGGAAAGAAGCCAAAGGGCCCUGCACUAGAAGACUUCAGCCAUCUCCCUCCAGAACAAAGACGCAAGAAACUGCAACAGAGAAUUGAUGAACUUAACAGAGAACUACAGAAGGAAACAGACCAAAAAGAUGCCCUCAUCAAGAUGAAGGAUGUUUAUGAAAAAAAUCCCCAGAUGGGUGAUCCAGGCAGUUUGCAACCAAAAUUAACAGAGACUAUGAGCAACAUGGACCGUCUUCGGAUGGAAAUACACAAGAAUGAGGCCUGGCUCUCUGAAGUUGAAGGUAAAGUAGCAGCCAGAAGCGACAGGCGGCACAGCAGUGAUAUCAACCACCUUGUAACACAGGGCAGAGAGAGCCCUGAAGGGAGUUACACGGAUGAUGCAAAUCAGGAGGUUCGAGGCCCACCACAGCAACAUGCGCAUCCAAAUGAGUUUGAUGAUGAGUUUGAAGAUGAUGAUCCAUUACCAGCUAUAGGACAUUGCAAGGCAAUAUAUCCGUUUGAUGGUCACAAUGAAGGCACUCUAGCAAUGAAAGAAGGGGAGAUUUUGUACAUUAUUGAGGAAGACAAAGGAGAUGGGUGGACAAGAGCUCGAAGACACAAUGGAGAGGAAGGCUAUGUGCCAACAUCAUAUAUAGAUGUAACGCUAGAGAAAAACAGCAAAGGUUCCUGAAGCGGGUUUCUGAGAAAAUGGGCGAGAUCUUGAAGGAGGUUACAUGCAGCUGCUGGGGGGG